Messenger RNA from Dendrobium catenatum, 468 nucleotides. RefSeq lists its product as uncharacterized. The record is from RefSeq and is a predicted model, not a curated record. NCBI's taxonomy places the organism in Eukaryota, Viridiplantae, Streptophyta, Magnoliopsida, Asparagales, Orchidaceae. The transcript has a single exon. Bases 1 to 468 code for a protein of 155 amino acids.
AUGCUCAACUGCAAACCUGUGUCCACUCCUAUGACAACCAACUCAACCAUGGCUGCAACAUCAACGGCAUUCGAUAAUCCCAAACUGUACAGACAGAUUGUUGGACCUCUCCAAUAUCUUACUCUCACAAGACCUGAUAUUACCCAUGCAGUGAAUCGGGCCUAUCAAUUCAUGCACCAACCGACUGUGGACAACUUUGAAAAGCUGAAGCAAAUCCUGCGCUACCUGCGUGGCUCAAUUCACAACGGCAUUCCCAUAUCUCGCGGCAAUCUUCAACUCAGCAGCUACACCGACUCAGACUGGGCCGGCGACAUACAGGAUCGGAAGUCGACCACAGGGUACUGCAACUUUCUGGUAACUACAUUGAUUUCAUGGUGUGCAAAGAAACAUACUACGACGGCGCGGUCCUCGGCUGACGCUGAAUAUCGGGCGAUCGCUACUACUACAACUGAAACUCUCUGGCUAUGA